This is a messenger RNA of Aspergillus melleus, 366 nucleotides long. RefSeq lists its product as uncharacterized. Gene Ontology annotation, molecular function: pyruvate, water dikinase activity; NAD+ poly-ADP-ribosyltransferase activity. Bases 1 to 366 code for a protein of 121 amino acids. The record is from RefSeq and is a predicted model, not a curated record. Gene Ontology annotation, biological process: pyruvate metabolic process; phosphorylation. Lineage: Eukaryota; Fungi; Ascomycota; Eurotiomycetes; Eurotiales; Aspergillaceae. The transcript has a single exon.
AUGGAGUUCGUCGUCACCAACACCAUCCAGGUGCAUCCCAAGGCGCUGGUCCGCUUCUCCGAGCUCAAAGACGCUGCUGCCAAAGCUGAGAUUGCCCGCCUGACGGCCGCAUACGAUGACAAGCAUAAACCCGACUGCUUCGUCGACAAGUUGGCGCGUGGGUUUGCCGCCCUCUGCGCCGCAGUCUACCCACAACCCGCUAUCCUACGGUUCAGUGACUUCAAAACGAACGAAUACGCGCGUCUGAUCGGAGGUGCCGAGUUUGAGUUGCAUGAAGAGAGCCCCAUGCUUGGAUUCCGCGGUGCCUCACGGUACUACUCACCGCGGUACAAAGAGGGAUUCGCGCUAGAUCGUCGUGCGAUUUGA